AUGACUGUCUUCAUUGCAUCUUUGUUCCUUCCCAAAACCAUCCACUUCACCCUCCCUGGCACCCCACCCCGAGGCCUUUCCCCAGACACCAACGUCGCCGAGAAAAAGGCCAGCCGUCAACCCACAAAGUCUAAGAAGCCUCCAAUUGAUCGACAGCCGAGCCUUUUCCAGCCGCAGUCCGACAUCACCCCUCCGGACACUCCAACCGAGGAGAAGAAGGAGACCGACCCCUUCGCCAACGAGGAUGGUCUGCGCAUUCACUUCCCAGCCAAGGAGGAGGGUACAUCGCGGACGGGCACACCCAUUGACAGGGGCUCUCCAACAUGGGGAGCGCGUCGAGACCAGCCCAUGUCUCGAGCCAACUCGCCGCCGCCUUCCUCGCUUCUCGAACACAACAAGCAGCUGAAAGCGAAGGCUCAUGAGCUCGGACGACAGGGCGUGAUCCAGCCGCGAUCGAUUAUGCGAAGCGAUAGUCACGACCGAGUAUUCGCCCAUGCCAAUUGGAAGGUUGUCAACGCCGAUCAGGGCAACGGUGGACUGCGGAAUGCCGCCGAGGCUGCUGCCCGGGAAGGGAAGCUGGGCGAGUAUACCUGGGUGGGAACGCUAGGAAUGCCAACGGACGCCCUGGAGAACACCCAGCAGAAGCAGGAUAUCGAGGACAGGCUUGCCACCGAGCAUGACAUGCUCACGGUGUUCUGCGGCGACAAGGAUUUCGAUGGCCACUAUUCGCACUUUUGCAAGCAAAUUCUAUGGCCCGUCUUCCACUACCAAAUCCCUGAUAACCCAAAGAGCAAGGCAUACGAGGACCAUUCGUACAAGCAUUAUGUCAAUGUCAACCAGGCCUUUGCCGACAAGAUCAUCAAGAAUUGGAAGAGAGGCGAUGUCAUCUGGAUUCACGACUACCACCUGCUGCUUGUUCCGGGAAUGAUCCGGAAGAAGCUGCCAGACGCAAAGAUUGGCUUCUUUUUGCACGUGGCGUUUCCCUCAUCUGAGGUCUUCCGGUGCUUGGCGGUCAGAGAAGAGCUUCUCCAGGGCAUGCUUGGUGCAAACUUGGUCGGCUUCCAGAUCCACGAGUAUACACGUCACUUUUUGCAGACCUGCAGUCGGCUUUUGAGCGCCGAGGCCACAACCGACGGCCUGCAGCUUGAAGAUCGAUUCGUCGAUGUGGUCAACUUGCCCAUUGGUAUCGAUCCUAUCAGUCUCAAUGAGCACCGAGAGGAGCCUGAGGUCAAGAAAUGGCUCGACAUUAUGAAGGAGCGCUAUGCUGGCAAGAAGCUUAUCGUAGCCCGCGACAAGCUCGAUCAUGUGCGCGGUGUCCGUCAAAAGCUUCUCUCAUACGAAUUGUUUUUGAACAAGAACCCACAGUGGAGAGACAAGGUCGUCCUCAUUCAGGUGGCUCUCUCUACAAGCGAGAGAUCCGAGCUGGACGCUACUGUUAGUGACAUUGUUACGCGUGUCAACUCGUCGUGGGCCAAUCUAGCCUACCAGCCUGUUGUAUACCUUAAGCAGGACAUCGACUACGAUCAAUACCUGGCUCUUCUCACCAUUGCCGACGCUCUGAUGAUCACCAGUCAGAGAGAAGGCAUGAACCUGACUUCUCACGAAUACCUUUACUGUCAGGACGGCAAAUAUGUCAACGAGAAGAAACAUGGAUCCCUCAUUCUGUCUGAGUUCACCGGAACAUCAUCUCUCUUUGGUGGCAAUGAGCUUUCGGUCAAUCCGUGGGAUUAUAGGGCCUGUGCUGAUGCAAUCAAGACGGCAUUGGAGAUGGGUAACACGGAGAAAGAGCGUCGCUGGUCCAAGCUGUAUGAUGCUGUCAACCACCACACUGGCUCUCACUGGUUCACUGAAUUCAUGUCUCGCCUCGACCGUGUUUAUGAUGAGCAGCAUCGGCACGACCAGACUUCGGUUCCACGUCUUAGCAUGCACGCGCUCACCCAACAAUACAAACGCACCGAGCGCCGACUUUUCGUUCUCGAUUAUGAAGGAACGCUCGUGAGCUGGGGACCGGUAAAUCAGAUCAUUCCGGUCAGCCCCCAGCGCACCCUUGAUGUCCUAAAUGAUCUUUUGCUUGACGACCGCAAUACGGUGUAUGUAAUGUCUGGGCGACGACCCGAGGAGUUGGAUCGCCUGUUCCGCAGGGUACCGAAUCUUGGCUUGAUUGCGGAGAACGGAUGUUUCCUAAAGGACUGUGGCAGCGACACGUGGACCACAAUGGCAGACCCUGAACAGAUUCGCACAUGGAAGGAGAGCGUGAAGAGCAUCAUGACAUACUACCUAGAGAGGACGCCUGGAGCUGAAAUCGAAGAGCGCCGGUGCUCUCUGAUCUUCCACUACAAGUCAGCCGAGGAUUAUGAGUCUGCGGCUCGACAGGCUUCCGAUUGUGCAAGCCACAUUAAUGACGCAUGUGAAGAACAGCGCGUGCAUGCGAUUCCCCUCGAUGGAUCCAUCAUCGUUGAGCCGCUCGAUUGGACGAAGGAGACCGCCGCUGAGAAGAUUUUCGAUGAUCUCCGCCAAAAGAUGCACCCCGAUGAGCAGCACAAAGGGCCGUUGGACUUCCUUAUGGUCGUUGGAGACGGACGAGAGGAUGAGAAGGUCUUCAAGUGGGCGAACUCUCUAUGCCAGGAGAGUGUAGUCAAGGAAGUUGUGACUGUGAGCUUGAGCAGUAGGAACACGGAGGCCACAGCAACCCUGACCCAGGGUGUGAACGGCGUAUUGAUCGCUCUGCAACGCCUCGCGUCUUUGAGCUAA
Messenger RNA from Phaeoacremonium minimum UCRPA7, 2751 nucleotides. Its product is annotated as putative glycosyltransferase family 20 protein. The record is from RefSeq and is a predicted model, not a curated record. Gene Ontology annotation, biological process: trehalose biosynthetic process. Lineage: Eukaryota; Fungi; Ascomycota; Sordariomycetes; Togniniales; Togniniaceae. The transcript is spliced from 3 exons. Gene Ontology annotation, molecular function: catalytic activity. Gene Ontology annotation, cellular component: alpha,alpha-trehalose-phosphate synthase complex (UDP-forming); cytosol. The coding region runs from base 1 to 2751 and encodes 916 amino acids.